This is a messenger RNA of Phymastichus coffea, 1875 nucleotides long. Its product is annotated as silk gland factor 1-like. Bases 250 to 1761 code for a protein of 503 amino acids. Gene Ontology annotation, biological process: cell differentiation; regulation of transcription by RNA polymerase II; anatomical structure morphogenesis. The record is from RefSeq and is a predicted model, not a curated record. Gene Ontology annotation, molecular function: protein domain specific binding; RNA polymerase II cis-regulatory region sequence-specific DNA binding; transcription factor binding. The transcript has 2 exons. NCBI's taxonomy places the organism in Eukaryota, Metazoa, Arthropoda, Insecta, Hymenoptera, Eulophidae.
GCCGUCGCCGCCGCCGACGACGACGACGGAUACGACGACGACGACGACGACGACGACGACGACGCCGACGACGACGACGUCGCGCGCGCGACCUACCGUGCACACGCAGCGCACGCCGCCAGUCAGAGCCGCGGUGCUUGCCGAGGACGCGGCACGGCGCAGUGAGGCGCAGCCGUCGCCGCGGCGAGGAGCCCCGGUCGGGCGGCGCGCAGCAGCCGCCGCCGCCGCAGCCGUGAAGCGCGCGCCGGGAUGACCAUGCUGCAGUCGCAGAAGCUGUACGGCGACGCGGGCGGCGUGUCCGCGGCCGCGAUGAGCAACCCCAUGGGCGGCAUGCCCCCCAGCUACAGCAGCAUCAACAGUAUGGCCGGGUGCGUGUCGAUGGGUAUGUCGAUGAAUUGCAGUCCGCAGUCGCCGUCGGCCGCGGCCUUCAACAUGUCCUCGGCGAUCGGCAUGGCCUCGAUGGGCGCGAGCGGGCCCAUGGCCGGCUACGGGGCCAGCAUGGCCGGCGCGCCCGCCUCCUGCAUGAGCGGUCUGCCGAGCUACGGGCCGUUGGGCAGCGGGCCGCAGGCGGGCGGUGCGGUGGGCGCGCGCGGCGACCCGCUCGCCCUGGCCGAGCCCGACUCGCCCAACUCGGCGCUGCAGCGCGCGCGACAGGACAAGUCCUACCGGCGCAGCUACACGCACGCCAAGCCACCCUACUCCUACAUCAGCCUCAUCACCAUGGCCAUCCAGAACGCGCAGACCAAGAUGCUGACGCUCAGCGAGAUCUACCAGUUCAUCAUGGACCUGUUCCCGUUCUAUCGGCAGAACCAGCAGCGCUGGCAGAACUCCAUCCGGCACUCGCUCAGCUUCAACGACUGCUUCGUGAAGGUGCCGCGCACGCCCGACAAGCCGGGCAAGGGCAGCUUCUGGACGCUGCACCCCGACAGCGGCAACAUGUUCGAGAACGGCUGCUACCUGCGCCGCCAGAAGCGCUUCAAGGACGAGAAGAAGGAGAUGACGCGCCAGAGCAACAAGCUGCAGCACCACCACGCGCCGGGCGCGGUGCAGGGCCACGCGAGCCCCGACGCCAAGAAGCACCAGGCGCCGCUGGCGCAGCACGCGCCGCCCGACGACAAGGAGCUGCACCACGCGCUGCUCACCUCGCCGCAGCAGCACGCGGUGGCAGCGGCCGCGGCCGCGGCGCACCAGCAGCAGCAGCAGCAGCAGCAGCAGCACCACGCGCAGCACCAGCAGCCGCAGCACCACCACCACCAGCAGCACCACCAGCAGCAGCAGCAGCAGCAGGACCUGGGCGGCCUGCUGGGCGCGGAGCUGGGCUCGGCGCACGACGAACUCGCGGCCAUGGUCGGCCGCGGCCUGCACCCGCACCUGCUGGCCGAGCCGCUGCACGCGGGCAUGCCCGGCGGCCUCAAGCAGGAGCCCUCCUACGCGCCGGCCAGCCACCCGUUCAGCAUCACCAGGCUGCUGCCGGGCGCCACGGCGGCCGCCUCGCCGGGCCAGCCGCCCGACAGCAAGCCGCCCGAGCUCAAGAUGUACGAGCUGCACCAGGGCUACGCGGCCUACUCGCCGCACCACCAGCAGCACAACGGCAUGCACGCGGCCGCGGGCGGCGCGCACCAGAUGGCCGCCGCGGCGGGCCACCACCAGGACUACUACCAGGCGCCGCUCUACCACCACCACCACCACGCGGCGGCGGCGGCGGCGGCGGCGGCGGCGGGCGGUGGCGCGCCCGCGGUCUCGGCGGCGCCCAACUUGUGACACCACGCCGCGCACCCCUACGCGCUGGCCUGAGCCGUGGCCGCGGCGGCGGCGGCCGCCGCCUCGGGCCAGGCGGGCGGCGCCGCGGCGCAGCAGCUGCGGGCCGCGCCGCCG